This is a messenger RNA of Protopterus annectens (West African lungfish), 2497 nucleotides long. It is a transcript of the gene DENND6B, whose product is annotated as DENN domain containing 6B. NCBI's taxonomy places the organism in Eukaryota, Metazoa, Chordata, Ceratodontiformes, Protopteridae. The transcript is spliced from 20 exons. Gene Ontology annotation, molecular function: guanyl-nucleotide exchange factor activity. Bases 107 to 1861 code for a protein of 584 amino acids. The record is from RefSeq and is a predicted model, not a curated record. Gene Ontology annotation, cellular component: recycling endosome.
GGACGCGCAUGCGCAAUUGAUACACAAAACAACCAGACAGCUGCUGUUGUUAAUUGGGAUGUCACAGCGCAACAUCCAAUGAGGUAAGAUAGGAACAGUGGGAGUUAUGGAUCCCAUUUCCAGUAUCAGCGAGACAGCGUACUAUGGUGGAUCCCAACAGCUGAAGGUUGGCUCGCAGGUGGAUACACCUGGCUCUCGUUUGCCCUGGGCCCGCUUCUCAAGUUGGCUGGAAUGUGUCUGCGUGGUGACCUUCGACCUGGAGCUCGGGCAGGCCAUGGAGCUGGUGUAUCCCCACGACUGCAGACUCAGUGAGAAGGAGAAGACCUGCAUAUGCUACUUAUCCUUUCCAGACUCCUACUCAGGUUGCCUGGGAGAUACCCAGUUCAGUUUUCGCCUCCGUCGAUCUGCUGGCCAGAGGCUUUCCUGGUUUGGAGAAGAUGACUUGUACAACAGAGAAGCACCAGUCACAUUACAGAGAGACACAGCUCACUAUUAUGGAUAUGUAUACUUCAGGCAAGUGAAAGACAGCUCUGUGAAGAGAGGAUACUUUCAGAAGUCCUUAGUUCUCAUCUCCCGUCUUCCCUUUGUGAACCUGUUCCACUCACUGUUGCAGCUAAUUGCACCGGAGUACUUUGAGAAGCUGGAACCAUGUCUUGAGGCAGUUUGCAAUGAGAUAGAUCAGUGGCCACCUCCACUACCAGGGCAAACACUCAACCUCCCAGUGAUGGGGAUUGUUAUGCAGGUGCGCAUUCCAUCUCAGACUGACAAGCCUGGCACCAGCCCUGUAAAGCACUCUCAUUUAGAGAACUUGUUGCCAGCUCCAAUGCUCCUCCCUACAGUGCAUGAACUGGAUCUCUUCAGGUCCUUUCAGCCGCUUCUCAUUCACGUUCAGAUGCUGUGGGAGCUGAUGCUGUUGGGAGAGCCAAUGGUUGUUAUGGCAAUCUCUCCCACCGUUGCCUCAGAAACUGUUCUUGCACUGACCAGCUCCAUUGCACCACUGAAGUAUUGCUGUGACUACCGCCCUUAUUUUACCAUCCAUGACAGUGAAUUCCGAGAAUAUACAACACGUACACAGGCACCCCCUAAUGUCAUCCUGGGAGUUACCAAUCCAUUUUUUAUUAAGACGCUGCAACACUGGCCGCAUAUAAUCCGGCUGGGAGAGCCAAAAAUGUCAGGUGAUCUACCAAAGCAAGUUAAAGUCAAGAAGUUGGCAAAACUGAAAACUUUGGACACUAAACCAGGAAUAUAUACCUCUUACAAAACAUUUCUUCAUAAAGACAAGGCCCUUAUCAAGAAACUGCUAAAGGGCAUUCAGAGAAAACGACCAUCAGAAGUGCAGAGCACCCUCUUGAGACGACAUCUUUUGGAAAUCACGCAAAGUUUCAUCAUCCCAUUAGAACGAUAUGUAGCCAGUCUGAUGCCAUUGCAGAAAACAGUUACACCGUGGAAGAACCCUCCUCAGAUCAGGCCUUUUAGUCAAGAUGAAUUCAUGAAGACACUAGAACACACAGGUCCCCAGCUUACCUCUACUCUCAAGGGUGACUGGCUAAGUCUUUACAGACGAUUCUUCAGGUCUGCUAAUUUUGAUGGCUGGUACCGUAUGAGAUUGAAGGAAAUGAGUCAGAAACUGGAAACUCUUCACCUGGAAGUGAUCUGUGAGGCUGAUCUGGCAGCUUGGAUCAAAGACAAAUCAGAGGUGGAAAUUGUGGAUUUAGUGAUUAAACUCCGUGAGAAACUGGUAAAAGCUAGGUGUCAGCAUUUGCCCGUAAAGGAAGGCACAUUUCAAAAAUUGGAACUGUACAUUGAUACAAUUAUUGGUUCACUGCCACAGGAUCUUCAGUCUGUCUUGCACCGGCACUGAUUUGCCAUCAUUUAGCUAAUCUGGAGAAAAUUGAUGCUAAAGUGAACAGUGGAAUUUUUAUACUUCACCAUCCCUGACAUACAGUUCUGUCAGCUAUAGAACAAUCUCUUCAGUGAGCCUAAUGGAUAUCUCUCCAAAGACUUGUCAUGUAGAACAUUUUCAUCAACAGUGGAUGUCUUCAUUGAGUGACCAUAUCAGUAUCACACUCCUACUGUCUAUGCCUGGAUGUGUAGAGGUGCUUGUACUACCUUUACUUAACUUGUUCUGAUCCCUGUUGUGAAUCUGUUGUAGUUGCAUUUCUGCACAGGAAUAUGAACGUGUGUGUAAAGCCCUGAAUCUUUAGUAUGUGUCUCAGAAGCACAUUAGUGCAUUGUCAGUCUUAUGGUCCCUUGUAGCAUAAUCUCUAGGUUUUAUCAUGUUUGCCUUUAACCUAGUUUGAUCUAGUCAUCCAUUUUCCUGGAUAAAUAUACUACAUGUGAAGUAAGUCAGCUAAUAGAGUAUUUGAUUAGUUUUCUUCUUCUGUGAUGUAAUAAAUGUACUAUUUAUUGCGUGUCUGUCUGUAGUUGUGUAAUCUGUAACUGCUGAUAAUUUUUUUCAAAGUAGUUUCAGCCAAUAAAUGAUGACUUUUUAACAUUA